Messenger RNA from Rana temporaria (common frog), 1606 nucleotides. RefSeq names its product transmembrane p24 trafficking protein 4 (gene TMED4). Gene Ontology annotation, cellular component: endoplasmic reticulum-Golgi intermediate compartment; Golgi apparatus; COPII-coated ER to Golgi transport vesicle. The transcript is spliced from 5 exons. Gene Ontology annotation, biological process: Golgi organization; intracellular protein transport; positive regulation of canonical NF-kappaB signal transduction. The coding region runs from base 70 to 759 and encodes 229 amino acids. NCBI's taxonomy places the organism in Eukaryota, Metazoa, Chordata, Amphibia, Anura, Ranidae. The record is from RefSeq and is a predicted model, not a curated record.
CCAGAUGGAGGCCUGACACGCAGAAGGGGUUGCGCGCACACCGCUCUGUUCCGUGGCUGCCUGGCCGUCAUGUCUCCCCUCGCCCCGGGUUGCGGGUCCCUCCGGUCCGCACUUCUGCUCCCCCUGACGGUGCUGUUGUUACAUGCUGGCGUGUCCCGGGGCCUGUACUUCCAUAUCGGGGAGACGGAGAAACGCUGCUUCAUUGAGGAGAUCCCGGAUGAGACGAUGGUGAUAGGUAACUACAAGACCCAGCUUUGGGAUAAAACGGCUGAAACUUUUCUUCCUUCUACCCCAGGCCUGGGUAUGCAUGUGGAGGUGAAGGACCCAGAUGGGAAGGCGAUUCUCUCCAGGCAGUAUGGGUCAGAGGGGCGCUUCAUCUUUACCUCUCACACCCCAGGGGAGCACCAGAUCUGUCUGCACUCCAACUCGACAAGAAUGUCUCUCUUCUCUGGAGGAAAACUGCGAGUUCAUUUAGAUAUACAGAUUGGAGAACACACAAAUAACUACCCUGAAAUUGCAGCAAAGGACAAACUGACAGAAUUGCAGCUUCGAGUCAGACAGCUGUUGGAUCAAGUGGAGCAAAUUCAAAAGGAGCAGAACUACCAGCGGUACCGAGAAGAGAGGUUCCGCUUAACCAGCGAGAGCACUAACCAGCGUGUCCUAUGGUGGUCCAUUACCCAGACUCUCAUCCUCAUCCUCACGGGCAUCUGGCAAAUGAAACAUCUGAAAAGCUUUUUUGAGGCCAAGAAACUUGUGUGAAGCAUCUACCUCCUGUGUCCAACUUUAUACUAUAUCCCUACACAUACAGAAACAAACCUGGUUGUCGCCCUGCAUUAUAUACGGUCUCAUGUACAUUGGAAUAAUAGCCUUUGUACAUUGACACUCAUAAUUAAUGCCAGUGGGGCAAAAACCACAAUGGUCCAUUUCUCGCACAUUUGGAAAUUUUAGCUGCUGGCAGGAAAAGUCUGACUGAGGAGGCAGUGUAGUGAGGUUUAUAUUUGUGUACAAGUUAUAUCUUCUGUCCUGUUUAUAGCCGGAGCUGUAAGAUCCAUGUGCCCCUAAUAUGGGCAGUUAACAUGCAUCUUAAAUUCCCUUUCCACCUACCUCCUUUAAGAGCUUUCCCACCCUAAUAUCUGCAAUACAAUUCAAACUGUCAUCUUUUUUAAGAGCCUCUAUAGUCAGCCAUCUCCUAUAAAUCAGUAAUUUGGUGGGUUUUUAACUUAACACUGCAGUUGGCUGUAUGUGAGCACGUCAAUUCACAUAGGCUAAUGCAGUCAACAUCCAGAAUGAUGACUCUUUACCGAUAAUGGAGUAAAGAGCCUUGUGUGUAAAAGAGAGGGGAGGUGGCACUUUCCCUCCUCCACUUCCUUUAUAAAUAACGAGGAUUUGUAGUUCAAUCACUGCACUGCAGAUAAUAGUCUGCUUCUUGGUUAUAAAGACUGGAUCUCUGACAGUAGCCUGUGAUUUUUUAUUUUCGUUUUGUUUUUAUGUAGCUUUACUGUAACUCCUGUAUAUAAGGUAAGAUCUCUGCAAGAAAGGUGGGGUUUGAUGUGACCCCUUUUAAAAAACUGGGGAUAUUUAUGAAAACAAGUUUUGAGUAUUUGCA